AGUCAUCUGCCACAACAAAACAUUCCUCCGUCAGCCAAUUUACGACUGUAGCGUAAAGGCCCCUGCAUAUGCGGGCGCUAUACAUUUACUUUUAAAUUUUAGGCAUGGAGCCCAGUGUUACAAUUUAGAAACUUCCCGAAAUAGAAAAAGUAGAACACGGUCAAGUCAGGGAACGGACAGGAGGGGGAAAAAACACAAAAACAAAACAAAACAAAGAUGGCUGUGUAGCCAGAGAGACAAGUCCCAACAGAACUCUCUCUCCAGCUGUAGAGCUGUGCGUGGUCGUGGUCCAGUGGACAGACAGGCAAAUCGAGAGCCAGCCGGUACCGGAGCAGCGGGCAGGGACGCGGGGGAGAGCAGCCGAACAGGGCCGCUGGCAGGGCACGUCGUUACCUGCUGUCGUUGCGAAUAACGGACAGCUGAGUGAGGCCGAGUUGUUUUUGUUCUGCCUGGGCUCAGGAAAAAGGACUGCUAGCCUCGCUGUAAGUCAUCUAAACUAGUCAAAAUUUGAUUUCCUUAAUAGCUACUAUGAAAUUUGGCUCAUGUUCUCGUUAUUUCUUAAGAAUUGGCUUGUUAAAAUCAACCUUCCUGUGUGCAGAGCUGUGUUCACAGUGAGCUUGCUUCUGACGUGUUAGCCUAGCUCACGUUAGCUCGACAGGUUGUUAGCUAACGUCCUAAUAUUUUUCGGGCUCAGCCUGGUUCGGGCAGGUACAUAACAGGCAUUUUUCCAGGCAGCCAUCGCAAUGUCUUCGCUGGAAGAAAGAGACGUGGGCGUUGCGGUCGCUCCUAGCUCCUCCUCGGCCGGCCUGGGGGUCGGGGCCGUGGGGGCAGCGGUGGAGGCUGUCGCCGGGAUCGCGGCCAUGCAGGAGGAUGUCGGUAUACGGCGAGAGGGGCCCGAGCCUGACCAGGACGAGCCACCCAAAAAGAGGUUGAAAAUACCCGAAGGAGAGUCAGGGAAGCUGGAGGAGAGACUGUACUCAGUGCUGUGCUGCACCGUGUGCCUAGACUUGCCCAAGGCGUCUGUGUAUCAGUGUACCAAUGGACACCUGAUGUGUGCUGGCUGUUUUAUUCACCUCUUGGCCGAUUCUCGUCUCAAGGAGGAACAGGCCACGUGUCCCAACUGCAGGUGUGAGAUAAGCAAGAACCUGUGCUGUAGGAACCUGGCGGUGGAGAAGGCUGUCAGCGAGCUGCCGACAGAAUGUACCUUUUGCCUAAAGCAGUUUCCCCGCUCCAGCCUGGAGAGACACCAGAAGGAGGAGUGCCAAGACAGGGUGACACAGUGCAAGUACAAGAGAAUCGGUUGCCCCUGGCAAGGCCCGUUUCACGAGCUGCCGGCGCACGAGAGCGAGUGCUCUCACCCGACCAAGACUGGUACAGAGUUGAUGGGAAUACUGGGGGAGAUGGACCAGAACCACCGCCGAGACAUGCAGCUCUACAACAGCAUCUUCAGCCUGCUGUGUUACGAGAAGAUCGGCUUUACAGAGGUGCAGUUCAGACCGUAUCGCACUGACGACUUCAUCACUCGCCUGUACUACGAAACUCCACGUUUCACUGUCCUCAACCAGACGUGGGUGCUGAAGGCCCGAGUCAACGACUCUGAGCGCAAUCCCAAUCUGUCCUGCAAGCGUACGCUCUCCUUCCAGCUCAUCCUCAAGAGCAAGGUGAACUCUGCCCUGGAGUGCUCCUUCCUGCUGCUGAAAGGGCCGUACGACGACGUGCGGAUCAAGCCGGUCAUCUACCACCACUCCUUCAGCAACGACACCAACGAGACCGAAUACGUCCCUCUGCCCAUCUCCGACUCGGUGGAGUGCAACAAACUGCUGGCCGCCAAAAACAUCAACCUGCGCCUGUUCAUUUUCCAAGUCCAAAAAUAAAGGCCUCUAGAGGGGGAAGGCGAGGAGGAGGAGUGAUGGAACGGAUGGAGGAGGAGGGCGUUGAUUGAAGGCCAGCGUCAAAGAGAAGACGUGAUGAUUAAAGAGAGACACCACUGAACCAUUGAUACCUCUUAACACACACACACAUGCGCUAAUCACAACACGCAUAAUAAUGCUGUUUUUACAAGAUAGUGAGCUGGCUUUCUCCAGAAAGCUGCGAGUUGCUGUGAAGACGAGACUGGAGGGAUAAAACCUGGGGAAUUGGAGGAUAGAAGCGGCGGUGGUGGGUGUGUGGUACCUGUGGUACGUGACCGACGAUUCGCUUUGGACGCCCACAGAGGAAGGCGUGCACGUGCGUGCGUGCGUGUGUGUGCGCGCCUUGUUGAAUGUUUGCGAACAAAAAGAAAAGAAAAAAGAAACAACCAAGAUGAAGCGACGAUCCACAGCGUGCGUCCAGAUAUCUCUGCUGGCAUGUGGACGCGUCCUAAAGACGGGCGAUGAUGUGAAAAUAGAGUGACUGACUCUGCUCAGCUGUUAUUUGGAGGUGUGAAUGAGGGCAGAAUGGGGCAGAUGUGUGUUUUAUCUCCCCGCCUCCCUCUGCGCACCAGGUUUUUUUUCUCCCUUUCAACACCUUCCCUGUCGUUUUUGCAUCCGCUAAGCGACUCCAGCGCUCCACCGCCACCACCCCUUCCUUCCACCCUUCAAGGGGAGAGACGGCCGCGCAGCAUUUUAGUUCCUUCUUAUUCCUCCUGCGGUUGGUUACACUAACAGCCUCUUCUGUUCUCUUAACCCUGAAUAUUUAAGUAUCUGUGAUUUUUUUUUUUUUCCUUUUUCUUUUUGGUUGAAUGUUGAGUUUGUGAAUGGAUGAAUGAGUGUGUGUGUGUGUCAACAGAUCACAGCUGUGACAUUGCGCAGGACGGAACCAGUCAGGCUGGACCACAACCAAAACAUUCAGGGGCUUCACUGUGUCACUUGCUUUCUGGUAACUAAACAGGCUGUGUGUUUAUAUUUAUUUCGGCUGUUUUACAUGAAGCAUUUUCCUUUUUCUUUUUUUAAAACUUUUUUUUAAAAUGCUUUCUUAGCAGUUACUUUUUUAAAAGCUGUUUUUCCAUUUGGUUUUUAACACCUUUGAGGAAAUCAAAGCUAGUUUAAUCGCUCCUUAGAUAACAAAUUUUUAUCUAAUUAUGUUAAUCUUGCAUUUUUGUGAUGUGUGGUUUUUUUCCUCCUAAAUUUAAUAUGGUUUUUACCACAAAGUAACUGAACCACAGAAGAAGAGUUUGGAUGAAGCAGUGUGUAUGGGUGCGGUGGGAUGGUUCCAGAGGCGUUUGACCUGACUACAGACACAUCUUGGUGUUAGACAGACUUGAACGAAGCGAGAUGAUGUUACUCAUGUAGAUUCUACUGUAAAAGCGGGCAGAUCUCUCUCCUCCCGACCUCUGCUUCCUGUAUUUCUGUGUUUUUGAUGCUUCGUCUCUAUGCCGGUGGACUCACUCAUCUCACUUUGGCUGUACAUGUGCCUUUUAUUAAAGAUGAUGGAACCUGCA
Xiphophorus hellerii (green swordtail) is the source of this 3418-nucleotide messenger RNA. RefSeq names its product zinc finger TRAF-type containing 1 (gene zftraf1). Bases 744 to 1874 code for a protein of 376 amino acids. Gene Ontology annotation, cellular component: nucleus. Gene Ontology annotation, molecular function: zinc ion binding. NCBI's taxonomy places the organism in Eukaryota, Metazoa, Chordata, Actinopteri, Cyprinodontiformes, Poeciliidae. The record is from RefSeq and is a predicted model, not a curated record. The transcript has 6 exons.